Messenger RNA from Strongylocentrotus purpuratus (purple sea urchin), 7974 nucleotides. RefSeq names its product ensconsin. Gene Ontology annotation, biological process: microtubule cytoskeleton organization. The transcript is spliced from 16 exons. The record is from RefSeq and is a predicted model, not a curated record. The coding region runs from base 58 to 3711 and encodes 1217 amino acids. Gene Ontology annotation, cellular component: microtubule cytoskeleton. NCBI's taxonomy places the organism in Eukaryota, Metazoa, Echinodermata, Echinoidea, Camarodonta, Strongylocentrotidae.
GAGUAAACAGGAAACGGCUGAUAUCGAGACUAGGCCAGAAUACAUGACAUCACCGUCAUGGCGGAGAACACACAGCUUGCCGAGGAUCUAAUCAAUGCUAAACAAGGUGUAAAUGUUAGCGAUGGGCCUCAGACUACAGAGGGCGUCCUGGACAACAGUCGUGUAACGGGGACGGGUGAUUCGGACAAUGCCACAGAAGGAACCACCAGGAUGGAAGUAAACGCCAACGCUGAAAUCAUCGCUAACCCCGAAUUCAACGCCAACCUUGCAAUAGACAGUAAUGCAAAUGCCCCUUCAAGAACAGACAGUGAUAAAGAUGCCAUAGAACAGGAUAGUCUAGAAAAUAUAGAACCUCUUCCGGAACCCCUGGAGCUUGUCCAAGACGACGGCUCUGUUCCAAGCGAAGUCCAGGAACAACCAAAGCAACCCCAAGAGGAAAUAGAGGGUCAGCUAGAAAGUGGCCAACCAGAAGGUGGCCAGCCGGAGGAGAUGCAGAGUGAGGAAGCGGGGCUAAGUGCGGAAGAACCUGAGGCGGAUGCACCAGGAGAAGUGCAGGAAGAUGUCGGUGAGGAUGUCUCAAGGGAUCCUGAGGAAUCAGAGAUUUCUGAUGAUGAAGCAGAUGCUGCUGCUGCAGGAGAAUUUGAAGCCGAUGAAGAGGAAGGCUACCAGGAGGAGGAGACCUAUGAUGAUGAUGAUGCUGAUGAUGAAGGUGAUCUGGUAGAAGGCUAUACCGAAGAGCCACUGGAGGAACCUUUCAGUCCUGCCUUCUCGGAAUCAAAGACUUUUGACAUCAUAGACACCUCCCGGGACUUUGGAUCCGAAGAUGGAUCGGAAAGUAAAGGAACAACAGACGCUACACAUGAAGAUCUAAACACAACCAACACAUCAGACGAUAGACCACCUCGGCAACGGAAAGAACCUGUGUUAGACGCAUCCAAACUAAAGGAGCGGGAGGAGAGAAACGCUGUCAACAGACGGUCACACCUACAGCAGAAAUCAAACACUCUCAAGGACAAGAACGAGCAAAGGAGACAAGCCGUAGAGGAGCGCAGGAGGCAACAGGCAGAGACAGAAAAGGAACGCAAGGAGGCAAUACUUCAAAAAUCAAAGGAGAGGGAUGACAGUCAACACGCACCAAGAGAGAAGCGCCGAUCAUGGAGUGCCUUUGGCGCUCGGGAGAGUCCCACCCCGAUCCAGAGCGCGUCAAAGCCCCGCGGCACGAGCACGGACCGGGCCGCGCCCAAGAGCCGGACCAGCAACCUGGCCAGCUCCAAGCACCUAUCCAGCUCCGUCUCCAACCUUUACCCGAGGUCAGUCAAGCUGGUCCGGCUGGGGCCCAACCAGGACGACUGGUUCCAGAUGUAUGUGCCGGAGAAAAGUAAGAAGAAGCCCGGCUCGUCCGUGGGUGCGGUCACGCCACCUCCGGCGAGUGGGGCGGGGCCUGCGGAUGCUCGUUCGCCUGUUGGUGCAUUACGCUCAUCACCCAGCCAUUACCGGUCUACCCCAAACCUUGCAUCAUCUUACAAACGACCGAGACCAAAAGCAUUUACUCCACGGGACACUAAAUCUUCACACUCAACUCCUACCCACGGGCCACGCCCUUCGGCAGCAGCUGUCACAGAGAGACUAUCGAGGCCCAAGUCGGGAAUGAAAUCACCCUCAUCUAGUACCACUAAUCUAUCAACUCCAUCUCCCAGCUCAUCAUCAAAGAGGGCACCGUCACCCCGCACCGUCGGCAGACCACAGUCACCCCGGCAGAGAACGCCCCUCUCUGCCCGAUCGUCCAACGCUUCAAAUGCUUCAGCGGACAGCCAGGCGAGCGGUGGCUCCACCACGCCCAAAAGACCGCCCUCUCCGAGGAAUACGACGAGGGAUAAGUCUUCGGACUCACAUUCGAGCGGUAAGACGCCAAGUAACAAGUCUACCAGCAGCAACCCUCCACCCAUCAAGAAAGCCCUGACCCCAUCGGCAGGGGUUGUCAAACCCACCCCUACCAAGCCAGGCCAGACAGCCAAAUCCAAAUCCAGUACUCCAGCCAAGAAAGAGUCGCCCACGACGCCCACGCCGCAGGACAAACCCAAGGCCGCGCCCGCCGACAAACCCAAGGCCCCGCCCGCCGACAAGACUAAGGCGACACCGGCAGAGAAACCGAAGCCUGCACCGGCCGCCGCCAAGGCACCAGCAGCGCCGGCGGCAGCGAAGCCAAAAGCCAGUGAGGCUAAACAGAAUGGCAGUGACAAUGGAGACAAGUCGGAACUUUCAGCAGAGGACAGAGCAAAGCAAGCCUUGGCUGAGCGGAGGAGACAGGCCAGGGAGAAGGCCGAGAAGGAGGCAGAGCUAGAGAAACAGAGACAAGAACAGUUGAAGAUUGAGGAGGAAGAGAUGAAAAAGAAGGCAGAAGAGGAGAGGUUAAAGGCCGAGCAGGAAGCGGUCAAGCUAGCGGAGGAGCUAAGACUGGCCGACAUCGAGCGUCAGAGGCAGGAGGAGGAAGAUAGAAUGAGAGAGAUGGUAGAGGAAGAACAGAGACUGGAGGAAGAGGAGAAGAUGAGGGAAGAAGAGGAGAGGAUGAAGCAAGAAGAGAUGGCUAAGAAGGAAGAGGAAAGGAAAAAGCAAGAAGAGGAGCUGGCUGCCAAACACAAGAAGGAAGACGAGGAAAGGGACGCAAGGAGAAAGAGAGUGGAUGAGAUCAUGAAAAGAGCAAGGAAAGGAGCACAAAACAAGGAUGAUUCCUCCCAGCCUGGCUCCCCUGACAGCGAGAAGAGCAACGACUCCCAGGGAAAGACCAACGGAGUCAACUCGUCUGCCAUGCUCCUCAACGACAAAUACCGCAAUCUCCUGUCCGGCAACCGAAACAUCGGUAGCAACCCCGCAUCAGGUGACGAGGAUAGCGCAGAUGAUCUGAUCGAUCAGGUGGAGGGAGGUCGCAAGGGGUCAGAUGCGGCCGCGAUCUCGGACGCGCAGAGUAGCGCGGAGGACGAGACCGAUGGCGCAACUGAUGUUGAUCUCAUUGGUGGUGGUGGUGGUGGUGGUGAUGGUGGAAUUAACCUUGUAUCUCAAGAUAACACUCAUGAUGCUAAUACAGGGGGUGAUGAUGGUGAUGAUGAUGAUGCUACCGGUACCGGUGGUGGUGAUGCAGUCCAAGAAAAAGAAGAAGAAGGCUCGAGCACAGAUGGUAACGUUCUUCUAAUGGAAGAGGAGCAGAAGCCAGUCGAGCCAGUGGAAGAUGUUUCCGAUGCUGUAGAGCAGGAGGAUACUGCACCCGUCACAGAUGCAGAAUCGGGCGUCGUCAUAGCAAUUGAUGAUUUUAGCAUUGAACAAACGGUAGAAGAACCGAGUGCUGGUGUACCGGCCUUAGUGGACGAGGCCACUGUUGAUAAUGGGCCCCAACCAGAGCCCAGUAUACCAGAGAACUCGCAUGCUAGCCCUGAAACAGACUCGAUAGAGCAUGCCAAUAACGGUCAGAUGGACCAAGAAUCUAGCCUAGUUAUAGACCCCAAGGGUGGAGUAGACUCGUCCCUGCUAAUAGAGCAUCCGGCGGGCAAAACUGAAAUAGAGAUCACGAACGGGGAGGGUGGUCUGAUGGAGCACGGCAAUGGGGACUCCGGCGUCGAAGAAGGGGUCAAGGUUGGUUUCAAGUUUAGUCACAGCCCUGAGGAUUCUGGGAUUGAAGGCAACAACCAAUCAGGCGCUGUGUUGACCAGUGAGAUUUGAUAUGAUGGGUGAUAUAAUCCCAUUGAAGCCAACCGUCGCAUCUUCGGAUACGAGUAGCUUCGUCAGGUAGGGGACUCUGAUCCCGGAGGGACUCUAUCUGCCAUGACACUGCGUAGACUCCUCCCCCUUUCGGUUACCAUGGCAACUAUAUCAUCGCAAGCCUUCAUCCAGCAUGCUUUAAUAGUAUAAUGUGUGUACAUAACAUUGACAAAGAUAUUGUAUUAGCACUAUGUUAAGAAACAAUAUGGAGUGUGCAAAGAGUGUAUCGGUCGGCUGUUGAGAUGGCGUGGGGACACGUUCACAUCAAGUUCACCAAAUAACGGUCGAUAAAAACAUUGAAAGUGAUGAUGGGCCUUCAUCGGUUGACGAAAGGAGACACUAACUGCAAAAUUUGAAGAUUUCUCAAGUCGGGACGGCAGAUGAAGUUGUGUGAGGUUGGAAGUUGACAAAUAAUAGCAUACUGCUACUUGUGGUGUUAUUGUUGCAGAUUUUUUGAAAGUUGUGAGCUGUGGAGUGUUCAAAUUUCGUGCAGAUUGGUGGAGGUUCUCGAUGGUUUACCGAGUGUGAACGUGCUCGAACCAACGUAUGAUUUAAACUUCGGGAUCCGGGCAAGACACAAGUUGCUAGAGAAGUUGAUUACGUUACUAAAAAAAACACAAAACACCUAUUUUUCACAGGGAUUUUCUUUCAGCUCUGCUAGGCAAUAGAAAGCUCAGUUGAGGGAAAACAUUUUUAUUUGGUAUUCAAACCACUUCAGAUUAAUCAUUAAAAAUUCAGAGGCAUUCAUUGAUAUUAUUGUUUAUUUCAAUGAAUUAUUGCAUUAUUGGACAGGUUUGAUUUGUCAAAAUUGACUGAAAAAACAACAUCAAACCUGGAUGGUUUUAAUCCAAUAUUAAAAAUAUUGAAAUUAUAAUUGUAUGAUGGCAUUGGUAUAUUUUGUUGUGAGAUUUCUAAGCUGUCUGCCAUGCUUACAGCAUUUUAGUGCAGAUGAAGGGAGGGCGUGAAUUUGGUUGUUAUCAAAUUUAUUUUUCCAAACGUUCUGUUCCACUUUAUUUUCACUCUCUAAACUCUAGCAACAUGUGCCUUUUAAUUGUUUGGUGAAAAGAGAAUAAAGUUGAAAGAAACUUGAAGCAUUUUCUCUCCGGACUUGCUUCUUUCUUUAGCGUGUACAUAGAUAACAAACCCAGAGAGUAAACCACUGCAGUGUGAUCUGAAAAAGUAUGAUCUGAAAAUUUGUCUUUUUAUGUCACAAUUUGUAAAAUACACGAGUGUAGGCCAGAGUAGAAGCUAGCUUCAUUUACUGAUUAAGUGCCAUGAGAUAUAAAUCUAUUUGGAAUGCAUUUUAUUAUCUGAUGACUAUACGAUUAUAAUUUGGAUGACUACUGUGAGAUCCGAGGGAACGAAUUACGAAUAUCUCUCUAUGCGGUCAUGGCUAUAUACAAUAAAGGGGAUAUUGCGAGUCCCCGAUGAUUCAACUUAUGAAAUAUGAGUAUAAAAGCAAUGAUGUUUCAUUGUAUGAUGUGUUGACAAUGUUGAUUGCGUGCAGUUUUAUCCAUGCGUUUGCUGCAGUUACGCUUUGUGUGACCCAUCCGUUUCUCUAGUGUUGUUUGAAAGAAGUAUGAUAAAAAAUACCAAGUCUAUAAUACACAUGUAACUAAUUUUUCUGAGUGUAUAUCUUAUGAAUAGUCCUCAUUCCAUAGAAACUAACCGGUAUAAUUAGAUUUCUUGAAUAUUUAAGAAAGUAUUGUAGGUGAAAUAAGUUUAAUUCCCAUUCUCAAUGUAUAACUGCACUGUAGAUAUGUACUUUUUUUUAUAAUGGGUAUUAGAUUGGUAUACAACUAACGUGUAGGCGGUGGAGUAGGGGGUUUAAAUGUUAGGUGAGAAAUUAAUAGUUCGGAAUCCACCUCUUUGAGAAGGGUGAUGGGUUCUAAAUUUUGUCCAGUUUUCCCAAGCUGCAAUGAAGAGUUCUAUAUUUACAGGAUCGUAGUUUCUCCUUUACUUAUUGGAGUUAGCCUCGAUAGAAAACAUGAUUCCUGUGAAAGUGAAUAAUAGGUAUGUACUGUGCUGAAACUAAGUAUUCAAUGUGCAAUUAUGUGGAAGUGAUAGAUUCUGCACGGAAAGAUUUUUUACUGUCGGCAGUGCUUUGCGAAAUGUACUUAACACAAGUUGCAAAUUCAGAAAGAAAAUAUGGGAUUCAAAACAAAUGUGAAAAGUUCUACUUAAUAUAGAUUAGAACAGAUUCAAGUUUAAAAGUCACCGUGAUUAAUAGCUAUAGGCAUUGAGAAUUGAAUUCAAUGUUUUUAUAUAUUGUUAUUUAAAAUUUCUUGUUUAAAAAAACGUUUGUGAAGAACAAAUGGCGCAGUGCAGUUUUACUCGAGGUUUGGGUCGAUCUAAAAAACUUGCUCAAAUAAUAUAUCUAAAUUUGGUAGAAAGAAGACAUAUACAAUAUGAAGGCAUUUAGGAAGUGAGCGAUAUCUCUACUUUGUCUUUAUUUAAUGUGUGUUCCCUCAGGAUUUCCAUGGAUGUGCUAUGUAAUGAAAUAAUGAUUAUGUUUAUUAGUAUAUUUACAUAAGUCAUCUAAUUCUUUCCCUUGUUCUGUGAGAUAAACUGGGUUAUAACGGGGUUUACUAAUAUUUGCGGGAAACUGAACUCUUGCUAGGAAUUUUCCAAAAGAAACUCAUCGUUAGGUUAGGUUUUGUGAUUUUGGUCAGUAUUAGAUAUCUUUUAUUAAUUACCUAGAUUUCUGGCUGCAGUAAUUAUUACAAGAAUUAUCCAUGCAAGAAAUAGUUGUAUUAGAUGAGAAAAAGAAAAUAUAUAUAUUUACAUUGAAGGACUUAAAAUUAUACUUUUUUUCCUGACCAUUGAUUAUUUUAUUUCUGAGAUUUCCUACAAAUGUAUUUUAAGAAUGUGUCUUGUUGGUCAUUUUCCAAUACUUCUUUCUUUUUGUAUGUAUUUGCAUGUGAAUGUUUAUAUCCAAAUUAAGUUAUUUUGAGAGUUUGAAGCUAUAUUAUAUAAUGAAGAAGUGAACAGAGAAAGAGAGAGGAGUAAACUGCAUAGAACAUGAAUGUCACAAAUAUGAUAGAAUAGAAUUUUGUCAGAAUUGAAGAACUAUUGGCCAAGAUGAUGUUUUAAUGAUGUUGGUGAAUAAUUAAGAAGCGAGCUGAGUAAUUGCAGAGAAGUUUGAAUGAUGUAUCAUUACUUCAAAAGUAACAUGUUUUAUGAUAAAGCCCUGUAAUUUGAAAUGGAUCAAGGCCACAAAAGCGUUUGCAAUGAUACAUUGUUAAAGGGAUUGUCAUUAAUGUAUUUUAACAAAGAUUGUAAAGAUAUACAAUGAAUGAAUGAGUUAUCCGACAUUGAUAGUUUUGUGCUGAAAGAUAUAUCCUGCUUCGUUUACUCUCAAUUCUGACUGAGAGAGUGGUGGCAGAAAAGUUUGUCCGAUUCAAACCAUUCUACAAAGUAUUUGAUAAACUGAUGUGAAUUUGCUCAAAUGCUUUGAAUGUCGCAGCAUUUUAUAAAUGCAAUGUGUGCAGUAUACCAUGUGCGUUGUCGCAGUACCUUCCUGUACAAAAAUAAUAAAUACAGUGUACGGAAUCGGGGACAUUUUGGAAUCGUGUGGGGGAAACGUAAAGUGGUCACUUCCACGGCAUUGUCUUUGCAGUGAGUUUUGCUUUCAAGUUAAAAUUUGGUAAGAGAAAAGAAAAUCAAAGUUUUUACCCAAUCAAAAAUUACCAGGAAUUCAAAUGUAAUGUCUUUGUGUAGGAUGAAGUGCACUGUAGGCUAACUGCCCACAAGGCAUCAGAGAAGCGGCGUUUCGGCUUAUCCUGCAGAUUUUUGCGUAUACUUGUAUGAUCAUAUGAAAUAGUAGGAAUGCACAGCUUAUCUUUCGUCAAUUACAUGUAUUUAACACAAGAUAUGUAUAGGGACCCAUGUUAUUAUACCAUUUGUAAUUUAUAUACGGUACGUAAGAGACUGUGGAGUGCUGCUCCGUCUGCUAACAUCAUUUGAAAAAUACAUGGUGAGUUUGUGAACGAGAUUAACUUUAUAGUCAUGAUGUCGGGAUAACAAUGCUAGUAACCUUUUACAGUGCAACAUGUCUAUUGUUAUUAAAGAUGGAUCCAAUAUUUAAAAAACGAUGAUCUUCUGUGCAGCCUAAAUGGCAGAUAAUUGCUGUUUUAUUAUCAUUAUUACCAUUAUUGUUAAUAAAGAAUCAUACCAUGUUUCUUGUUGAAAAGAUAAAAAAUCAUUAUUAUGGAAAACUUGCAA